AUGACUGUCCGUGACAAACCACUGUUCAGUGUAAACAUAGCUGGCACACCAGUGCGAGUAAUAGCUGAUUCUGGGGCAUCGGUGAAUGUUUUGAACGAGACAGAUUAUCUCGCAGUAAAGAACAAGCCGAAGCUUACACACUCAAAUUCGAGAGUGUACCCAUACAUGUUAGUAAAACCACUCAAUCUACUUGGGAAAUUCCAAGCUGAUGCAUCGAAUGAUCAGUAUAAUUGCAAAGAGACAUUCUUCGUGGUGAAUGGACCAAGCAGUUCGCCCUUGAGUUGGAAAGCAUCUCAGAAGUUAAACCUGAUCACAUCGGUCAACAGUGUGUCUGAACCAAAAUCGCAUCUUGACCCAGACAUUAUGAGUCCCAGACAUUCCCCACAGUGA
This is a messenger RNA of Priapulus caudatus, 390 nucleotides long. RefSeq lists its product as uncharacterized. Gene Ontology annotation, biological process: proteolysis. Gene Ontology annotation, molecular function: aspartic-type endopeptidase activity. Bases 1 to 390 code for a protein of 129 amino acids. The transcript has a single exon. The record is from RefSeq and is a predicted model, not a curated record. Lineage: Eukaryota; Metazoa; Priapulida; Priapulimorpha; Priapulimorphida; Priapulidae.